AUGCGUGUGUUUGUUACUGGUGCAACAGGAUUUAUUGGCUCUGAAGUAGUGAGACAGCUUAUUGCAGCCGGACAUGAAGUAAUUGGUCUAGUGCGUUCAGAGGAAAAUGCUGCAAAACUCAAAGCUGCUGGAGGUACGCCUCAUUUUGGCACAAUUGAGGACUUAGAUAGUCUGAAGAGUGGAGCAGCACAUUCUGAUGGAGUUAUCCAUACGGCCUUUAUUCAUGACUUUAGCAAGUAUCAAGAGGCUUGCAACACGGAUUCUCGUGCAAUUGAAACUAUUGGUGAAGCCCUUAAAGGAUCUGGCCGUCCCUUAGUUACAACUUCUGGAACUAUAGUGCUUCCUCUGAAUGGUAAGUUAGGCACAGAGGUAACCCAAGUUCCUCAACCAUCAGUCCCACGUCACCUUGGAGAAAUGAUGACUUUGAAACUUGCUUCUCAAGGAGUGCGUUCCUCAGUUGUCCGCCUUCCACCAAGCGUUCACGGAGCCGGCGAUUAUGCAUUUGUGCCAAUGCUUAUCAAUACGGCGAAAACUAAGGGUGUAUCUGCUUAUAUUGCCCAAGGUACAAAUCGUUGGCCUUCCGUUCAUAGAAAAGAUGCUGCCAAUUUAUUUAUAUUGACUCUUGAAAAAGGAUCACCUGGUUCCAUCUUUCAUGCUGUUGCCGAUGAAGGUAUUCCGACCAAAGAUAUUGCGACCGUGAUUGGCAAACGACUUAAUUUACCUAUCGUCUCCAAAUCUUCUGAAGAAGCUAUCGAACAUUUUGGAUUCCUUUCCAGAAUUUUGUCUUCUGAUAAUCCAACUUCAAGCACCUUGACUCAGCAACGCUUAGGCUGGAAGCCUUCGCAUCCCACACUUUUGGCUGAUCUGGUCGGUGAUGCGUACUUUUAA
Molecule: messenger RNA, 888 nt
Organism: Schizosaccharomyces osmophilus
Lineage: Eukaryota; Fungi; Ascomycota; Schizosaccharomycetes; Schizosaccharomycetales; Schizosaccharomycetaceae
Product: NADH-dependent glycolaldehyde/furfural/butyraldehyde/propylaldehydealdehyde reductase
Exons: 1
Coding region: 1-888 (295 amino acids)
Source: RefSeq, a predicted model, not a curated record